This is a messenger RNA of Andrographis paniculata, 2040 nucleotides long. RefSeq names its product sodium/calcium exchanger NCL-like. Gene Ontology annotation, biological process: intracellular calcium ion homeostasis; calcium ion transmembrane transport. Lineage: Eukaryota; Viridiplantae; Streptophyta; Magnoliopsida; Lamiales; Acanthaceae. The transcript has 7 exons. The coding region runs from base 69 to 1781 and encodes 570 amino acids. The record is from RefSeq and is a predicted model, not a curated record. Gene Ontology annotation, molecular function: calcium ion binding; calcium:proton antiporter activity. Gene Ontology annotation, cellular component: membrane.
UAUAGAUAGAAGAGAAGAGAGAGAUUCUGAUAAGCUCGGGAAGAAGUUUGAAAAUCUUCAGCUCUACGAUGCGCCGGCGGACGGAGUCGAGAGCUCUUCUGACGAUCGUCGUCUUCCUGAUUCUCUGCGGCCUGUCCUAUGGUCGCUUCAUUUCCGACCAAUUCGAUAUAGUCUCCGAUGGAUUUUCCGCCUCCAGAGUGCCGGAUUUCCUCCGCCUCCCCGCCGCCGAGGAGAACUGUGAGCAGUCGUACGGUUUUUUGCCGUGCACCUCCACCGCACUGGGGAACUUGUUCUUAAUUGCGGUAUACGGUUACCUAAUGUACCUCGCCGCUACGUAUCUCUCCACCGGAAGUGAGCUUCUCCUCGAGAUUCUCGGCCCUGGAAUUGUCGGCGGCCUCUUCCUCCCAAUCCUCGGUGCACUUCCGGAUGCUAUGCUUAUUCUAGUGUCCGGUCUUUCUGGAAGCGCAGAAACUGCUCAAAGCCAAGUGUCAGUUGGAAUGGGGCUUCUAGCAGGUUCAACAGUUAUGCUUCUGACUGCAAUUUGGGGAACCUGUAUAAUCGUUGGCAAGUGUGAUGUUGAAAAUGGUGUCGCAAUCGAUUCGAGAGACACAAGAGCCUUUAGUCUAACUGGCUCCGGAAUCACCACAGAUGUGUACACAAGCUACGCAGGCGUUAUUAUGGCGAUUUCAGUGAUUCCAUUCGUAAUAGUUCAGUUGCCGCAGAUAUUGCAUUCGAAUUCGGGACGGCACUUGGCUGUCUUGAUUAGCCUUGUUGUUUCCGUUUCACUUCUCAUCUCUUACUGCCUUUACCAGGUGUUCCAGCCAUGGAUUCAGAGGAGGCGACUAGCGUACACGAAGCACAAGCACGUCAUGUCCGGAAUCCUCAAACAUUUGAAAAAACACGCACUCGGUAGGCUUUCCAGGGAAGACGGCAGGCCUAAUGAAGACGUCCUCAGAGACCUGUUCGAAGCCAUUGACGAAAACAAGGAUGGAUACCUAUCAUACUCGGAGCUAAAAGCUCUGAUCGUAGGAAUUCACUUCAAUGAGUUUGAUAUGGAUCCAAAUGACGCAGUUGCCAAAGUGCUCAAGGAUUUCGACACAUCUCAGGACAUGGGAAUCGAUAUCGAUGAGUUCAUUUCCGGAAUUGGGGGAUGGCUGACUGAGGCCAGGGGUGCUACCACAGUUUCAAAUCAUGCUGAUUCAAUGAAGUAUAUCGAUGAAUUUCACACGCAAACAAAGAGGGAACACGAUCAGUUGGGAGAACAAAACGACGAGACUGUUGAGGCUGUUGAUAAUCCCCGUUGGAUUUCAACUAAAGCCGGGCUGCUACUGCUGCUUGGAACUGCCAUUGCAGCUGCCUUUGCAGACCCGUUGGUUGAUGCAGUCGAUAACUUCUCCAGCGCCACAAACAUCCCGACUUUCUUCAUAUCCUUCAUCGUGCUGCCAUUGGCUACCAACUCCAGCGAGGCAGUGUCUGCUAUCAUAUUUGCCAGCAGGAAGAAGAUCAGAUCUGCUUCCUUGACAUUUUCCGAGUUGUAUGGCGCGGUGACCAUGAACAACGUCCUCUGCCUAUCGGUGUUCUUAGCUCUGGUAUACAUAAGGGGGCUGGUUUGGGACUUCACGUCCGAAGUGUUGGUCAUUCUAAUCGUGUGUGUCGUGAUGGGCGUGUUCGCCAGUGUUCGCACAACUUUCCCUCUUUGGACUUCCCUAUUUGCGUUUGCUCUCUACCCCUUGUCCCUCGCCCUCGUCUACGUCCUCGACUAUGUCUUUGGUUGGUCUUAAUCUUCCUUCUUAGGACAAUCCACAUUAACCUUAUUCACUUUUUACACUGAUUUUGAAGAAGAUGCAAUGCUAAUGUGGUAUGUGAUGUGUAUACAUACAUACAUACAUUUUUACCUUAGCCUUUUUUGUAUGCAAGUUCAAGUUUUGAAUGGUUUUAUAUAAUGUGUGGAUUAGUACAGUACCCCUUUUGGUCUUGGAACUUUAUAGUGUGUGAUAAUCAUAAGCGUUUUAUGUGAGAUUCAGUCCAAAAUUGUGACUC